AGAAUAACUCAGUGAUUUUGCAGUACAAUUCCGCACACUUUUUAAACUUUCGACGUAAACAUACCAAAAGUUAGCAUGGGAAUGCCAACCCGUAGAUUUACAAUUGGAUUCUGGGAAAUGUAGUUUUACUCGCAAAGUCGCCAGUUUUGCGUCAUUAUUCGGUCAUGCAGCUAGCUAGCUAGCAAGAUAUCGCAACACAAACAGCAUUAUGUCGUAGUUUUAAAAUAAAAUUUCGACUUCAUGCUGACCUGACACGCAUCGAAGACCGUGUUAGUCAUUGUAAACAUGCUACAUGUCGCGUUGUAGUUAACGUGCUUUGUUGUUUCGCUAAUGUAACGUUACGCGACUUGCUGUUUGGUUCAACUUAUCGUAAGGGAUGGCAGAGGAGAGGAGAGGAGACGACGUGUCAGAGUACCUGAACCAGAACCCGGAGCUGGCCCAGUGGGUCGACUCCUUCAGAAGCUACUGUGAGAGCAACAAGCAGUGGUCGGCUCGGAGAGAGUUCAUCCUAAGGAACAUGGAGGCUUUCCCCACAGUGAAGCCCGGGGCUCCCAGCAGCAGUCUGGACAGGCUGCUGUCCCUGUCUAUGGUCUGGGCUAACCACAUCUUCCUUGGAUGCAGUUAUCCACAGGCUGUAAUGGAUAAGAUCAAGGAGAUGGGCGAGGGGAUAAACGUCCAGGAUGCUCCUGUUCACAAAAUGACAAAAGAAGAUGGUGCAGCCAAAGGAAAGAGGAGCUGCGCAGCUGAUGAGGACACUGAAAGCUGCGUAAAAAGACCCAAAAAUGCUCCUAAUGAGCCGGACAGUCGACCUGCUGGGAGGGCUGCCACACGGCCCGGAAGCCAGAAAUGUGGACCCCUCCCGCAGGCGCCAGCAGAGCACCAGCCCUUCUUCAACCGCCUCUACAAGGCYGUGGCCUGGAAGCUGGUGUCGGCCGGGGGCUUCGGCCCCAACUUGGACCACUUUGAAAUCCUGCGAAGCUGCGUGGAGUCGUGUAAACAGACCCUGACGUGUGUGUUCGUACCACUGAAGGACAUCACCGGCCUCCCKGCAAGCCGAGCACAGAAGGAAGGCCACGUGUGUGAAAUCCGCUGCCAGACGGUCUACAUGGGCACGGGGUACGGGCGGGACGAGCCCGCCGCCAGAGCCAUGGCCUCCAAAGAAGCCCUGAAGGUCUUUCAGGGGCGUAAAGUGAUGGUAAAGAUUUGCAGACGGCGGUACAAAGGGAAGGAUGUGGAGGAUCUGAUGCURCUGGAUGAACAGCCUCGGAGUCAGGGCUUUCCUCCGGCACUCAGCUACCCGUUUCAGGACGAGCAGCUGGAACAGGGCUCUGCAUAGAAAACAUGCACGCCCACCUGCUGCAGAGCUACUGAAGGAGUUCAUUAUCGUCAAGACCAGACUGUUAUUCAGCUGAACAUUACCGUUAAACCCAAGGCUCAUCCAUGCAUCCUAACGUGUUUCCAGCUCUGCUUUGGUUUGUAUUACAGAGAAACAGUUUUUGCUAGGUCACCAAAUCAGGAAAUCAACCUUUAAUCUGCAAAAAAUGACAUCACAACUCAUUCAGACUGCAUCAUCUACAUCRGAUUGUGUUCAGCAUCAUUUUAAAUGUCACAAUCUGAUUUAAAUUAAUGGCACAAUAAAGCAUUUUGACAUCAGAGCAGAAUUUAUUCCAUUAUUUUUGGAAUAAAAUGUAUGUUUUGCUAAUGGCUAACAUUAGAAGCAGUGUAGUCAUAGUUCACCCACUCCAGUCUGUAGAUGAAACCUGCUUUGUGAUUUUAUUUGACCUUUGUUUUGGCUUAUUUAUUUUUUAGAGUGUUAUAACUUGUAAGGUUCUUGAUUUACACAGUAGUAACGUGUUAUUUUACACAUGUGAUAACUGUCACGCAGCAGACAGAAGCUAAACCAUCACUGAAACGUUUUAAAACCUGUUUUGAUUAAAGCAAUUUGGAGCAUAAAACAAAUGAGCGAUCAAGUUUUUUUUUUUCUUUUUUCUAGCUCCGUCUUUGUUUUUGGAUUGUUCCCAUUAACAUUUAAAAAUCAUGGUUGUUUCCUGUAACAGGUUAGAACACCAUAGUUGUURAUAAACUGCACUUUAAUUGGUUUUGAGCAGGACCAGACCUAAUUGAAGUAGUGCCAAUAAAGUUCUAUUUUUAUUUAAGUUGGAAACAUUUCUGAGUUCUUUUAAUGGGUUUAAAGUGGUGUUGACUGAACUUCUGUGGUCCGUUCAGAUAUUCUAUAAUUGAAAUAUUUUCAGCCAUAAUAUCCUGAAUAGUAAUUUGUAUUGAAUGACACAAAUGGAUCUGCAGUGAGAGUAAUGAUAAGAUGACUAAUUUUAUUUUUUUUACUGUAGAUUUCUCCUCUAGCGCUCAGAAAUGCUAACUACAGUAGCUGUUUUAAACACUCUGGCUUCUGUUUUGUUCCAACGUAAAUGUUUAAAACACAGAUUUGAGAUGUUUAAUAUACUGCCAUCUGAGCUGUAAGAAUAUUGUUUUAGACCWACAGUGUGUACAGUUAUGUGUUUGAGGGUGAAGUGCUGCUGUUAAAGUGUGAUCUGUUUUUUUUUUUUGUCCCAGUCUGAGUUGAUGCUGAAAGGGCUAAUGUUAAAGUGUGAAYAUCCCUGCUCUUUCAUGUUGUUUCAGUAGUCCUGUUUCUUUAUGUUUUUAAAUAAAAAAUAACCAUGAAAAUSUG
Messenger RNA from Austrofundulus limnaeus, 2686 nucleotides. It is a transcript of the gene cdkn2aip, whose product is annotated as CDKN2A interacting protein. The record is from RefSeq and is a predicted model, not a curated record. NCBI's taxonomy places the organism in Eukaryota, Metazoa, Chordata, Actinopteri, Cyprinodontiformes, Rivulidae. Gene Ontology annotation, cellular component: nucleolus; nucleoplasm. The transcript has 4 exons. The coding region runs from base 377 to 1336 and encodes 319 amino acids.